UCUUCUCCCCUCGUGUAGCUGAGAGGAAGGAAAGGAAGAAAGAGAAGUAGUCAGCUCAAAUGCGCCUCGCUGCGCUGCCCGGGCGCGGGGGCUUGGCUGGAAGGAUCUAGUUUCCCUUCGGUGGCAGGAAAAGGAGCCACGGGAGGAGGCAGAGACGCACACCCAGACAUGCCCGUCCCGUCAGGCUGCUGGCUCCUUCUCCUGUGUCUCGCUGCCGCUGGCGAACAGCUGUCACUACAAAUCACUCCGCCGUGUGAGAGCGAACAACACUAUGAGCACUCUGGCCGGUGCUGCAGGAAGUGUGAGCCAGGGAAGUAUUUGUCUGCUAGAUGCACUGCUACUUCUGAUAGUGUGUGCCUGCCAUGUGGUCCGAACGAGUAUAUGGAUGUCUGGAACGAAGAAGAUAAAUGCUUACUACAUAAAAUAUGUGAUCAAGGGAAGGCCUUGAGAGAAGUGAACCCAGGGAACAGCACGUUCCAGCGGCAGUGUGCUUGUACGAUGGGCUACCACUGGAACGAGGACUGCGACUGCUGCCAGCGAAAUACCAUGUGUGCUCCUGGACUCGGAGUCAAGCCUCCUGUGCAACAAGACAGGGACACAAUGUGCAUACCAUGUCCCAGAGGAUACUUCUCAAAGGUCUCUUCAUCCACCGACGAGUGUAAAUCCUGGACCAACUGUACAGCUCUAGGAAUGGAAGAAAGUGUGCCUGGGACUGACAAGUCUGAUGCAGUUUGUAAAGAACGGAAGAUGCCUGAGCCAUCAGAAGAUGGGACAAACAGGAUCUUGUACGUGUUGAUUGUCAUCUUGUUUUUCGUGACACUAAUUGGCAUUGUCGUCUUCAUUGUAUACUACAAGAAGAAGGGGAAAAAGCUGACAGCAGAUCUACAGAACUGGGCUAAUGAAGUGUGCAGCCAAAUAAAAGGAACAAAGGAACCCCCCAGAGAUGCCCUUGUUACUGUGAACAUCACAAAUGCUUCUGUCCCCCAGACUGCUGAAGGCACGUGUCUCCUGGUCCCCUCGGGCUCUCCUGUCCCUGGAAAAUCGUGCUGCACUUCUGGUCACACUCCUUGCAGGAAUGAGAGCCCCAGCACAGAGCCUUGUGAGGCAGGAGAGUUUUCUGUGGUAACCGAGACUGAUGAUUACCAAUUCCCACCAGUUCCCACGGAAGAUGAGUACAUGGAUAAGGAUCUCAAUAACACUGAUUAUUUGUCUUUACUAAGUCAGACUGCCAGCAAAGCCGUGUCAUCAUUUUCAGAACCAAUGGAGGCAGGGGAGAAUGACAGCUUGAACCAGUUCUUUCCAGGUAUUGGGAGCACAGAGGAUGUAUCAGUCUCUCAAGGCUUUCACCCUCCUUCCAGCACAGAUGGGACACACAUUGCCACGGACCAGCUUCUACAGAAAUCUUGCCAAAAUGCCCACAGUUGCCUGAAGGUAACAGGCAACAAAGACACAGAUCAUUUUGCAACAAACUGUGACUCAGAGAAGAUCUGUGUGAGGUGUGGCAUUUUGUACAGAGAAUCUCCCCAAAAGUGUUACAAACCCUGUCGUGCUGCGGCUGACAGUACCUCCACCUCCCCAGAAACUGGUUCUUGUGCCCAGUGCACCUGUGGUUUUAAUUUUGUCUCUGCUGGUCAGAGCACUCUAGCAAACGAUCUUGGUAUGGAAGAUGCACCUUCAGAUAGUACCAACGUGAAGUACCAGAACACAAACGGAAGCACUUCAGGGACACACAGAAGCACUUCAGACCUCCCUCCAGCAUCUGGAAAUGUGACUGGAAACAGUAACUCCACCUUUAUUUCAAGUGGACAAGUAAUGAAUUUCAAGGGAGACAUCAUUGUUGUCUACCUUAGCCAAAACUCUCAGGAGGGGACAACGGUCUCCUCGGGGCUGAGCGAGGAGAACGUGGGCAGCCCGGUGCAGGAGGAGAACCUCAGCCGCUGCGAGACGUUCGCCGGCAAUGCCCAGCACUACAAGGAGAAGUGUGCGGAGCUGCAGGGCGCCCGCCCAGCCCCGGGGAGCGGGGGGCCACGGUGGCCUGGUGGAGCCCUGGCCCAGGAGUGGGGCCCGUCCUGCGGUGGACAAGCCUCCCAGCCCGUGCAGGAGGAAGGGAAGCUGGGACACUUCUCGGAGAAGGUGUUGAACUGAGGGGACACGGUGUCCUUGCUGCGGGCCAGGGCACCGGCACACAGCCCCCGACGGGGUGUGGGGCUGCUGCCGUGCUGCCAAAAUCCUGGGUGUCACGACAGACUGGGAGACUGUUGCUGCCCCUGGUGUCUCCGAGGAAAUUUUACAGCUGGAAGGACCCUCAUGGCACAUGUCGGUGGCGGUGGUGGUGCUCUGGGUGGAGGUGGCUGAUGACAAUGGGCACAUGCGUGAAGCUGGGCACGCUGCCCCUGUUGCAGAAGCAGCAGCAGGGCUUUCUCCUCUCCCCUACAGGGAGAUGGGCUCCCUGCUUGUCCCCCAUUCCCUGCCACCUCUCCCUGGCAAGUGGCAAAAGGGAGCUGAGAUCCAUCGACCUGGGGACUCUGUGAGGAGGAGAGCACUGCUGGCCAGGUGGGCAGGAUGCUCCUGGAGAGGGGACGGUGUGGCCAAGGACUGGACUCAUGGGGGCCCCUGAGCUCUGCCUCGGGGUUUCUUUUUUGCAACUAAGCUGUACCCAUUUUGCUGGGUCUUGGAGGUAGAAAGAAGCCAUGGUGCUGCUGAAGCCUUUGCCUCCCUGUGGUGAUGUGGCAGGUGGCAUCAUCCUUUCCCAUCUUUCCGCAGGGAAGCAGACAUUCCAGUCCCAAAUCAGCACCAGAGCCAAGGUCCUGGGCUGCCCCUUAUUGACUUGUGGGUAUAAAUAAGUGUGUGUAAUGCUGCCACAAGCAGAUGAUAACAUGCAAAAUACAGCUGAUAUGCCUUAAAAGCAUAUCAGAUUAAUCUCGGGCAAAGAGCAUUUAUAGUGACCCUGAUUCACCUCUGCCUUAUUGCACCUCUCCAGAGGAGUUCAAACCUGUGGAGAUGAGAGUGAUGUGUGUCUGGUACACUGCUGCAGGAAUAACAUCACUAUAGUUUAAGACAAAGAGCUGCUAGCAGAAAGAGAUAAAGGAAAAAGGGUCUGUGACAACCAGCUGUGGGUAUUUCCAGUAGUUACAGGAGAGGGAAGGAUUACCCAAAGAUAGAGAAUUUGGUCAAACACUCAUUCUUUUAUCUGCCCAAACAAUUUUGUUAUUCCCUUUGCUAUUUUCAUUAAUAGGCAAAGAUUUACUUAGGUAGCAUGAAGCUAUUUCCAGAAGUUGGCCUGUGUGAGCUGAAGUCAGAGUGUAGCUUAUGAGCAAUGGGACCAAAGGUUUGGCAUUAAAGAAUAAUAGUAGAAGGGAAUUUAGAAGGGAAUUUAGAAGGGAAUCUUGGCUACUCAGCUGGCUUUGGUUCACGUCCAAUAUCCUGCAGCCUUCUCCAGCAGCCACUGUGGAGAGAAAGAUGAAGGGAGCAAAGUCUCAAGGAACUCCCAAAGAAAAAGAUAACAUUUUUAAUGAUUUCCUGACAAGGGAUAAUUUUCUGACUUUCUCCUGCAGGUGUGAGUGCUGCAGGCAUCUAUCUGCAGCCUUCAGGAGGGCAAGUGCUCUGUUUCCUGCCAGACAGCAAAGGGAUCUCUUACCUAGUGUAGCUUCCCUGUUGGAAAAGGUCUCUGGUUGGAAGGGCUUCUUCCCAGGAAUGUUUUAAGGUUGAGGGGUUCACUGCAUAGCUGCUGUUUGCAGUAGUACUGCUCUGUGGGGAAAGAGUACCUGUAAAGCUGACAAGGUGAUCACUGUGUCACAAAGGGCUUCUCAUGCAUAAAACAAAAGGAUGGGCUUAGCCAACUUCACCUUUCAGGAGAAUAAUUCUGCAUUGUUUAUAUAUCUGGGAUGUAAAGUUCAGUACAAAUGUGCAAGACUCUCUCUUGGGUGACUGGCAAAAAGGGCAAAUGAACAGCCAGUCUCAAUUCCACCUCUAUGGCCUUCAAAAAACUAGAUCACUCUGGCCUAGACUCAGACGGGCAGGUAGAGUGUCCCAUUCAGUGAUGGCCCAAGCUACCUCUGCCUCUCUGAAGGUGUGUAACUGAGGCUCUCUUGUCUGUGGGAUUCUUUUGUCUUUCCUGCUGGAUCUUUUCCAAUCUCUUUCUAGUCUCUUCUGGAGUAGUUCUGUAUCCCCUUGGCACUGGUACAAUAGGGACAAGGAAGCAGAACCACCAUCACCUUCAGGAAAGGUGGUAGAGAUAUUUUCCCACUUCAUCUUAAUUUUUUCGGUGGUUUUUUUCUGGAAAGCAUUCUGCAAGACAUCAGUCCUGCUGGAAAACAUCCAACCAGCCCCAUUUACAGGGCAGGCAGGAUGAAUUCUUGCCCUCAUCUCUGCAUAAAUUACCCAGGUCUGUCUUUUUCUCCUUCUGCAGCUUCUUUCUUCCCUUGGUUUGUAAAAGGCCACCAGAGAGCAGGCUCAAAAUCCUGGUUUGAAGGGAGAUAAUGGGAAUUUAUUGUGUGUCCUCAAUGAGGACACAUUUUUCACUUGUUGAAUUUCAGGUUCUUACUGAACAAGGAUUUUAACUAGGAUCAUCAGCAAGCAUGAAGAAAUUAUUCCCAUAUGGGAAACAUGAUGCAGCAACAGACCCAGUUCUUUUUCUUCCUCCAGAGUCUAUUCCAAAGUGAAAAAACAAUAUCACAGCCAUUAGCAUGCUGCAUGUUCCCUGGGUCUCUGCCUGGCUCCUCAGACCAGGAUCCCAAAGGGACUUCUUUUUCUUCAUGAUUUCAUUUGUCAUCAGCUUGGAGCUGGGAGUGGUUUUUGGCAUCUGUUUGUACAACAGGGACCUGUGCAUUGGGCACUAAUUUGGAGGCUUCUGGCUGCUAUUGUAAUACACAUAAUUAAUGAAAAUAAAAAUCUGAAAUGUCUAUUUGAGAAAAGGUGAAGAUUUUAUUUGAAUAAAGGGGGAAAUGAAAUACAUUAUUAUAUGCCUCUGCCUGUUUAAAGAAAAAGAAAAAAGAGCAAAAUGUGAGCAUUCCUAGUUAGGCUUUUGUAACAUUUUCUGUAUGUUGAAUUGUUUUAACAAGUGCUUGCCUUCCACAAUGUGUUCUGCAGUGCUAAUUCUGCACCUGCACUCAGCCUGAUAGGUGCUCUCAUAGACCUGGUGUGGUAAUGCUUUACUGCUGAGAACUAGGCACUGAUUCCAACUAAUUCCUGAAGUUUCCUCCUGCACAGCAUGCAUUUUUACAAGUCUUUUAGUUUGAGGAGUCGCAUGAAUUAUCCUUGGUGAAUAUACUAGGUGUUCUAGAAAGUCAGCCACUUUCAGAGUUAGCAGGACAGGAGUAAUUCUGCAUAUAGCCAUGGGAAAACAAGUACACUGGAGCAGGCCUUCUUAUUCCCACGGAACACAAUAUGGCAUUGAAGACCAGUGUAGACAGUAAUGGCUGUUAACCUAUGUACUUUGCUACAUGUUCACACAGAGACUGGAAGUGACUCUGCAAGCUUAUAGCAUACCUGGGAGUAGCGCCACUAAAAUGUCAUUUCUACUUGUCCAUUCAGGUUUCCUCCUUUUUAUCAGGUUGAUGGUAUCUGACAAUUACACCCCUGUGUCUAUCAUAAAACAGAACCCUGAUGAAAGAUGUCUUUGUGCUUAUCAGGUAUUUAAUAGCACUCUCAUUUUAUCAGAUACCUACAUGCACAUUAGGCAGCAGUGCCCCUGUAAAAAUAAUCUACCAUGACUGAAGAAUUCACUUCUGCAGCACCUUGGCAGACCCCAACAUAUACCCCUGUUUCCCAUUGCUGUCACUUUGAUAGUGUGGUUGCUUGGUUUUUCCUUCUGCCAAGCAUCCAAGUUGGUUGUGGCCUCCAAGGUGAUUGUGUUGUCUCUGCAAGCGUUGCUGCAGUCUUGCCUUCAGGCCCUCCAGCUGACUUGUCACAUCUGUUGUGUUGUAAAAUGUGAGCAUUCAGAAGCAUGAACUUUGUGGAAAAAUGCUUUAUUACAAUUCUCUCUGGCUUUUGAACAAGGCAAUGACCGCAUAACAUUAAAGAACCCUGUUGCGGUAGGUGACGAUGCCAGAGUGUCCAGUCGGAUGUGUUUUAACGCUGCUUUUUUAUUUCUUCUUCUUCUGGCUAGUUGGUUUAUGGUUUCUUUGUUUUGGCUGAGGAUUACCACAGCUCUUCUGGUUCAUUUCUUAGCCUGCCUCACCACUUGGUCGAUCCUGGGGUGUUGCACUGGUUUUUACUUGCAUCAAAGUUGACAACUCUGUUCCAUCAUGUUUCUAUUGGUGGUCCCACAUUUCUAUACAAUAUAUGCAGAUGGCCAUACAUGAAAUUGCUCCUAUUUCAGCUUCACAGGAAACUGUUGGAAAGGUUUCCAAAGAGAGUAAAGGAGCUCAGGAGUGUUUGAGACCACCUGUAUGAGUGGGACAUACACAAGUCAAUGGGACUUGGCAGAAUGCAUCCAAAGCUUCUGGGAGGGCUUGCCAACAUCAUUGCAGAGGCACACUGCAACAUCUUUGACAGGUCAUGGAGUUUGGGGGAAGUCACAGCUGACUGGAAAAGGGCAAAUAUUACACCCAUCUACAAAAACAGAAAAAAGAAAGAGACUUGGGAAAUUACAGAUGAGUCAACCUCACUUGAGUACCUUGAAAAAUUACAGAGUGGGCUCUCCUAGAAGCUGUUUCUGGGCAUGAAGAAGAAGAAGGCAACUGGGAGAAGCCAACACAUACGUUAGCUAACUCAGCUUUUUCCCGCUGUCAGCAGUUUGUUAUUUGCUUCCUCAUUGAUUCCAUAGAGACUUGGAAGCAUCACCUUCCUCAUGAAGAACUAGGCAAAGAAGGCAUAAAAAAAAUCUUCAGUUCUCCCUCUGUCAUUUAUAAUUAACUGGCCAGCCCCACUCAACAGUGGACCUACCUUUUCCUUGUCCUGCCUGCUAACACACAAUACAGGAUGUUAAUAUUUUCUUGCUAUUCUUGGCAUCUUUUGCCAGCUCAGGCUAGGGCUGGACUUUAACCUUUCCCUCUUCAUCUCUGCGUGCCUGAGUGAUAUUUCUAUAUUCUGCUUUGGAAGCCUGUUCCUUUUUCCAUCACUUUCAUGUUCCUUUUUUUUGUAUCUGAGCUCUUUCAGUAUCUCACUGUUUAACCAGGCUGGUUUCUUGCUGUGCCUGCUUAGGUGGGUGGACUGCUCUUGUGCAUGGAGAAUGCUGUCUGAAAGUCUCCCAAUGCUCCUGAACCCCUUUGGCUUUCAAGGCAGACUUCAGGGAUACCUCCUGACAGCUCCCUGAGCAGGAUGAACUCUGCUCUUUUGAAGGUCUGGGGCUUUACUCUGCUACUCACCUUCUUCACAUUCCUUAGGAUAAUGUUACCAGUUCAGCCGAGGCUGCCAGUGCCAGUCUUCAAUUGUUUGAAGAAGUUUUUAUCUGUUUCCACAUCAGGAAACAGAUUCCAUGGCAGACACCUACCACAAGCACUUCCUCGAUGGUGACUCCUCUGAUUUUGACCCAAAGACACCCAGCUGAUCUGUCCUCUUGCCCAUGUCUCAAAUCACUCUUUUACGUAGAGUGUAAUCCCUCCUCCUCUUCCACCUUUUCUAUUUUCCCUCAAAAACUUGGAAGCUCUUGCUUUUUUUUCUAAUAGAGCUAUUUCCUUAGAUGGUUUCUAAAAUGAUAGAAAAACCUCUCACCAAGUUCCCUACUGUUGUGCCUUUGUCUGGUUAUAGGUAAUAAACUUAAUCUCAUGCCUGGGAAUGGGCCUUCAAAUUUCCCACCUGUAAGAAGGGGAGGAUGAGAGGCAAGGGCUGGAGCUGGUGUGAGGAGCAGGGGCUGAAAGAUGUGUUCCCUCUUCCCACUGCCCUGUAGAGAUGUGGGGAGAAGAUAGCAACUUGCUGCUGCUGGAAAUGGCAGCGUGGCCAGCAGCAUCCUGGAGGCUUUGUCAUUCCUGGUGUCCAGGUAUUAUCCCAGUUAUGUCCAGUACCAGGUGUUAUCCCAUGAGACCUCAGUCUCCUCUGUCCUGCACGGGAGGAAGCAGCUGGCAACUCAUCCAGGGUUUCCAUCAGACGAAAUCAGGCCUGUGUAUAUCUCUCUCAAAUAAAAUCAGUGAACACAAAAUGAACUGAAAUUUGCCAUAAGCAGCACAUGAGGACAAACCAUUUCAAAUGCAGAAACCACUGCAUCAAUAGGCUGUUCCUAUUGAUCAUCACUGUAUUAUAAUGGAAGGCUCUUUAUACAAAGUCUCAAUCAUUUGAAGCACCUCAAAUGAUUAUCUAGAAGGUGUUUUUUUAGCAUGCAGGCCUGCCAUUGCAGUUCUCAAUUGCAUAUCCUUAGGAAGCAGCUUACUUUCUUUAUUCUCUCUGGUUUUGUUCUGCUCUAACAUUCACUUAUCUCCCUUUUAGUGUUGUAGGCACCACUCAAGCACAAAAGUUCUUGCUCCCUGUGGGAAAUACAAAACAGUUUCCCCAGUGGACAUUUGCCUUUUGCAUCAUUUCAGUUUCUUGUUGGGUUUUUUGCAAGCUUAGCUGGUCAUAAAUGAGCUAGACAACAGAUGCUAGAGCUCAUGCUAUAACACAGAAAAUUUUAAUUUAACAGAGGUUUCCACUUAAAAAUGCAGCUGCCCAUUGAUGCACGGCCAAAUUUACUUCUGAGAACACACUUCGAAUGUAUUGGAGAAUGAGAUGGAUGCAAGUAGCUCUAAUGAUUGUCUCAGCAGGCUACUCAUAAAUGUUUCCUGCAACCCCUGUUCUUUUCAUCCACACCCCAUAGAUCCAACCUGUCUGCUGGAUGAGCCACACUUCAGGGAUACAUUAGAAACCUGUCCAGUUCAUUGUCUUACACUUACACAAAAUAAUCCUUGCCAGGAUUUUAUUCCCUUUGUCUGAAGGGAUGCUCCAAAUAUGACAGAGGCAUAAAUAAUAAAUCCACUUAAAUGCUUGGGUUUUCUCAGUCAGGCUGGCCUGCUGUAUUUAAAUAUUGAUAUCCUUUGGGUCUGUUCUCUUCAAAGUCAUGUUCUUUGACAGGUCCCAUUUGGGUCCACUGCACUACACUUCUGUCUGCUCUGUAGAAAGUGCUACAGCUGGUGGUUUGUUGAUGAAAAAUACUAGAAAUCAGUUGAGUAUUCUUUUGUUCUUAAUUAGGAGGAGAUGGAAAAACACAUUGAAGAAUUAUGUCCAAUUAAUGAUUUUUAAAAGUCUUAUAAGACUUGUUUCUUUUUGGAUUUUCAUGUUUUUGGUUACUUUGCAGUAACAACUCUUCCCUGCCAGCAUUGUUUUCCCUUGCAGGAUAACUGUGUGUUGCUGAGGAUGGCUGAGGGGCAGGAUUGCUCUAAAUUAAAGAUGGACUCUAUUUCUAAGUGAAAUGUCUCACAUGGUUCCUUUACUGGAUGAAUGGACACAAAAAGCUUUGCCCUGCUUUACUGUGACCAGAAUAUGCAUGCUGCAGGGACUGCAGAGCUGUUGACAUGAUUCCCUUGGAGUUCAUGCAGAUACACUGAAUAAACCAAAUCACAGCCACAACUUCUUUGGCUUGCAUGUGAAUAACAUCAGCUGACUGUGUUUCAAAGAGCAAAGAUAUGCCUGGGUUUGGGUGUUUUAUGUUUUUUUUUUGGGUUU
Pyrgilauda ruficollis (rufous-necked snowfinch) is the source of this 9573-nucleotide messenger RNA. It is a transcript of the gene TNFRSF11A, whose product is annotated as TNF receptor superfamily member 11a. Gene Ontology annotation, cellular component: external side of plasma membrane. Gene Ontology annotation, biological process: lymph node development; ossification; positive regulation of bone resorption. The transcript is spliced from 10 exons. The record is from RefSeq and is a predicted model, not a curated record. The coding region runs from base 169 to 2145 and encodes 658 amino acids. Gene Ontology annotation, molecular function: tumor necrosis factor receptor activity; cytokine binding. Lineage: Eukaryota; Metazoa; Chordata; Aves; Passeriformes; Passeridae.